AUGAAGGGGAAAUGGAAGCAGAACAGCAAAAAGAAGAAGGGAAAUGUAGUAUUACAGAAGUACAUGGUGGCGGUGGAUGAGUUUAUUAAAAGCAAAAGUGGCACCGAAAAAGAGGAGAAUGACCACGGCUUGAGAUUUGUAAAAAAGAAAAGCAGAAAGGAGCAACGAAAAGAAAAGCGGAAAAUGAAAAAAGCCAAAAUGAAAAAUCAUUAUGAGGGUAAAAAGACCCUCAGUUUACCCCCCGAUGAUGGUGAAAACUCGGGAAUACCAGAGAAGAAGAAGAACAAGAAAAUGGAGAAAGCAAAGAACGAAAUGUCAAAAGCAAAUUCAAGCAAGUCCACUAGUGCCCCUAUUGAAAAAUCAGACAACUCUAAAACGCCCUCAUCUUCCAAGAGAGGAACGAAAAUCAAUAAGCUUCAAGAAUCGAGAAAAAUGGCACUUCUGGAGGCAAAUGAAGAGGAGGACAGAGAAAUAAAGAAAUUAGAGCGCUGCCUGGGAUUGAACAGGAGAAAAAAUAAGAAAAGUCUCCCUCAGUCCUUUGUGGCUGAUGGGCUUGAUUACAUUCUUGGUAUGCUUGACUCCGGCUCAUCGGCUGCGGGGAUGUAUGAUGAUGAUGAUGACAUGGACAUGGCCAAGGAGAACUUUGAAAAGCUCGAUGAGAACGACCCUCAGCUGUCAGACGAGGAUGAACAACCUGAAGAUGAGAUGGCAAGUGAAGGCAGCGAUGAGGAUGUGGGCUCGUUUGAUGAUGAAAAUGAGGUGGAUGAAGAAGGGGAGGAGGAUGAGGAUGGUGACGAUGAAAUGGUUGAGGAGGAAGAAGCAGAGGAGGAGGAAAUGGAGGAUGAGCUGGAUGAGAGUGAUGCAGCUGACUCGGAUGAGGAAGAUGAAGAGGAAGAAGCAGACACUCUUGACACUAAGACAUCAGGCUCCAAGUCAGAAACUGUCAACUCAGCAGCGGGUAAGUACGUGCCGCCUCACUUGCGAAACACUGGAGACGAUAAACGCAAAGCAGAGCUUGAAAAACUGAAGCGGAACGUGAAAGGCCUGGUGAACAGGCUGAGUGAGCCCAACAUGGCAUCCAUCAGUGGUCAGCUGGAGGAGCUGUACAUGAGCUGUAGCAGGAAGGACAUGAAUGAUACCCUAACGGAGGUGCUGCUAGCAGCCUGCGUCACCCCGACCCUGAUGCCUGACAGACUGCUGAUGGAGCACGUCCUGCUUGUUAGCAUCCUCCACCACGCCGUCGGGUUAGAGGUGGGAGCCCAUUUUCUGGAGACGGUCGUGCGAAAGUUUGACGAGGAGUAUAAGAGCGCAGCUGAAGGCAAGGAGUGCGACAACCUGGUCACCAUUGUCGCUCACCUCUAUAACUUCCAGGUGGUGCAUUCUGUCCUCAUUUUUGACAUCCUAAAACUUUUGGUUGGAGCCUUUACAGAGAAGGACAUUGAACUAAUUCUGUUAAUGCUGAGGAAUGUUGGCUUCGCCCUGAGGAAGGACAACGCUCUGGCUCUCAAGGAGCUCAUCUCUGAAGGACAACGCAAGGCCAACAACAUGGGGUCGAAGUUUCAGGAUCAGACAAGGCUGCGUUUCAUGCUGGAAACCAUGCUGGCUUUGAAGAACAAUGACAUGCGGAAGAUCCCCGGCUACGAUCCCGAGCCUGUGGAGAGACUGAGGAAGUUGCAGAGGACACUGAUCCAUCGGAGUGCAGCAGGCAGUGACAUGAAACUGAGGGUCUCUCUGGACAAUCUCCUGGCAGCAGAGCAAGUGGGCCGCUGGUGGAUCGUUGGCUCCUCGUGGAGCGGAGCGCCCAUGAUCAGCGAACAAGGGAGCACAACCUCAAAGCAGAGUGCUGUUGAAGGACAGUUUAGUGCCAAAGUCUUAGAGCUGGCUAGGAAACAGAGGAUGAACACUGAGGUCAGAAGAAACAUCUUCUGUGUGAUUAUGACCAGCGAAGAUUACAUGGAUGCAUUUGAGAAACUGCUCAGGAUGGGCCUGAAGGACAAGCAGGAGAGAGAGAUUGUUCACGUUCUGAUGGACUGCUGUCUGCAGGAGAAAACCUUCAAUGCCUAUUACGCCGUUCUGGGAGAGAAAUUUUGCGCCCAAGAUCGCCGCUUCCAGAUGACGUUCCAGUUCAGCCUAUGGGACAAGUUCAGGGAGCUGUCCAACCUUCCCAGCAGCACCUUUAACAACCUGGUCCAGCUGGUUACCCAUUUCCUGCAGAGGAAGUGCCUCUCACUAUCCAUGCUCAAAGUAAUAGAGUUUGGGGAACUAGAUAAGCCCACGGUGCGCUUCUUGCGUCUGGUGCUGACUAAACUGCUAAAAGAAACUGAGCCUGAGGACCUAGCCAGCAUAUUUGGAAGGAUUUCAGGAAUUCCCAAGCUAGGAAUGCUGCGGGAGGGCUUGAAGCUUUUCAUCAGCCACUUCCUGCUGAAGAAUGCCCAGUCACAGGGACCAGCUGAGCAAGCAGCUAUGCUGUCAGAGCGAGCCCAGGUCGCCACCAAAGCCAUGGAGGCCAAAGAGGCCAAGCUCAAACUGUAAAACGCACACGCACUCACACACACACAGAGCAGAAACCCAACAGAGGUACAUAACAAGACUGUGGAACAGAAGAAGGCUUGUCGGUUAGAAUUGUCUCUUAACGCUAAGAAUUCAAAUCAACAGUUUUCUUUAAAGGAGAAUAUGUUUUUUAUAUUAUGUUCAUGCUUUGGGUAGUCCUUUUAAAUCUAGAAAAUACCGAUGCCUUUAAAGACACACCAGUCUUAGCAUUAUGUAUAUUAUCUUAAUGCAGUGUGUAUUGGUUCACCUUUCUUUUUCUGCAACAAAUAACUACAGAUUUUGCUGAAAAAUAUUUAGCAAUAUCUUGGAUUUUUUACAUAUUUCAUUUUGCAAAUACAUUGCCCAUGAUGGUGCUUGUAUAUUUGUUAAUAAAGCAAGGGCAAAAUAUCAAAAAAGAUUUGUUCUACAUGCAGGCACAGGACUGUAACAAAAUGUUUAUACAAUUUGUUAAACAUUACAAAAAAAAUAAAAUAAAAGCCUAAAUAAAUCACAGACAUUUUUCCU
Molecule: messenger RNA, 3054 nt
Organism: Micropterus salmoides (largemouth bass)
Lineage: Eukaryota; Metazoa; Chordata; Actinopteri; Centrarchiformes; Centrarchidae
Gene: nom1
Product: nucleolar protein with MIF4G domain 1
Exons: 11
Coding region: 1-2532 (843 amino acids)
Biological process (GO): ribosomal small subunit biogenesis
Cellular component (GO): nucleolus
Molecular function (GO): protein binding; RNA binding
Source: RefSeq, a predicted model, not a curated record